AUGGCUCCGCUUUGGGGUUCCUCGUGGUCCUCUACAUGGGGCUCUCUAUCUGGAUAUAGUGCCGUUCAGAAUGGCGAACAAAACACAACCCCAGGCUCUACUACCGAUUCACAUCUCAAACCUAGCAUCGGCCAGAUCUUGAGUUCGAAGCGAGUGCGCUACGCUACUUUUUCCCUCGCUACCGUCGGCAUAUUCCUACUAGGUUUCCGAAACUACGAUCGUCUCCCAUCUAUCGAGAGUUUGCGUAAUAGUGGUGCUGCCGUCGUCGCCGGUUCCAAUUCAAAUUGUCCUACCGCGGUCGUACCGGCAUUCGAAGAUGCUCAAGUUAACUGGUCGCAAUUUGCGUACACGCAAUAUGUUACCAACGCCGCAUAUCUAUGCAACUCGGUCAUGAUCUUCGAGACUCUAUCCCGCCUCGGUAGCAAGGCUGAUCGCGUCAUGAUGUAUCCCGAAAAUAUGAUGGAUGCUGGCGAGACGAACCCAACGUCAGAAGAGGCGAAGUUGCUCGCUAAGGCCCGGGACGAGUACAAGGUUAAGUUAGUGCCCGUAGAGAUUAAACGACGAGCCGGAGGUGAUGCUACCUGGGCCGAAUCUUUCACCAAGCUUCUUGCAUUCAACCAAACUCAAUACACCCGUGUCUUAAACGUCGACUCGGAUUCAACUAUCCUCCAGACCAUGGACGAGUUAUUCCUUAUGCCGCCGUGCCCUGUUGCUAUGCCUCGUGCCUACUGGCUAUUUCCGGACAACAAGAUCUUAUCGUCUCAGUUGAUGUUAGUGCAACCCAGCGCGGUUGAGUUUGACAGGAUCAUGCAGAAGAUGGAAUCUGCCGGGCGUAACGAUUAUGAUAUGGAAAUUGUGAACCAGCUAUACGAACAUAGUGCUAUGAUUCUCCCGCAUCGUCCUUAUGAUUUGUUAACGGGCGAAUUCCGUGGGGACAAUCACCAGAACUAUUUGGGCACCGACCGUGAAGAAUGGGAUCCUGUCGCCAUUUUUAACGAAGCCAAGUUUCUUCACUUCUCCGACUGGCCCGUGCCAAAGCCGUGGAUCCCGAUGACUGACUCGAUGCGACAAGACAAGCAACCUAAAUGUGAGACGAAGAACGGUCAAGAGGACUGUUCAGCUAGGCAAUUGUGGAACGGGUUUUAUGAUGAUUUCACGGAGCGGCGUACAAGGGUUUGCAACGCCGGAAGGAAAGCUAGGCGAUAA
Messenger RNA from Daldinia childiae, 1206 nucleotides. Its product is annotated as Glucose N-acetyltransferase 1. Bases 1 to 1206 code for a protein of 401 amino acids. The transcript is spliced from 3 exons. The record is from RefSeq and is a predicted model, not a curated record. Gene Ontology annotation, molecular function: glycosyltransferase activity. Lineage: Eukaryota; Fungi; Ascomycota; Sordariomycetes; Xylariales; Hypoxylaceae.